This is a messenger RNA of Schistocerca gregaria, 1641 nucleotides long. RefSeq names its product 52 kDa repressor of the inhibitor of the protein kinase-like. Bases 1 to 1641 code for a protein of 546 amino acids. The transcript has 4 exons. The record is from RefSeq and is a predicted model, not a curated record. Lineage: Eukaryota; Metazoa; Arthropoda; Insecta; Orthoptera; Acrididae.
AUGAAAACUAUAAAUGAAAGUGGAGGUGUCGAAGAAGAUACUGUCUAUGAUGAGGUACCACAGGAAAAGGGUGAGUCAAACGCAACCAUCACUAUUAAAAAUUCCAGUAGUUGUGUUGAUGGAGGAAAUAAAGACAAAGCCAGUUCCUCUGCUGGCUUCAAGUGCAUUGAUGAAAAGGGUAGUAGUAUCCUAGAUGUUGACAAUUUCCUAAAGCAUAGGAUUUUAUUUAAUCCAUGGCAACCUGAAAAAAGUUAUAAUUUUAAGACUGACAUAGACAGCACAAAAAGAACAUUUCAACCAGCCUGGCUGUCAUUUUAUCCAUGGCUGGUCUAUUCUAAAGCAGUUAAAGGUGCCCUCUACAAGUUUUGUGUGCUUUUCCGCCCACUCAUAAUGCAUGGUAGUCAUCAUGGUGCAUUCAUAAGCCACCCAUUCACAAAUUUCAAAAAGUUCCAUGAAUGUCCAAAAAUGCAUAUGAAUUCCGAGUGGCAUAAAGAUGCAAUAGAAAAGUCAAAUAAUUUCAUAAGUCCAGGUGACGUAACACUGUGGAAACAUUUUGAGGGUGCACCUAAAAAUGCUACCUAUGCUUCUCAUAGAACCCAAAAUGAUUUAAUUGAUGUAUGCACUGAAGCACUAAGAAAUGAUUUGAUUAAUACCAUCAAUAACAGCGAAUCAUUUUCAAUUUUGGCAGACAAAACAAUGGAUAUUGCAGGCACAGGACAACUUUCUCUUUCUGCACGUUAUUUUGACCAUGCAACUUAUGUUGUCAGAGAAGACUUCCUUGGAUUUACACCAUUAGCAAGGUUAGAUUUAAAACAUAUCUCCAACACAAUAAUACCUACUUUAUCUGCUUGGGGUUUUAAUCUAGAUAAAAUGGUAGGACAAGGCAAUGACGGGUGCAGUAGGAUGGCCAGUAAAAUUAGCGGAGUACAGCAGAUAAUUGCUGAGAAAUAUCCCAAGGCUCACUUCUAUCGUUGUGCUAGCCAUAGACUUAACUUAGUUGUGAAUUAUUUGAACACCUUACCAGAGGUUAGAAAUGCCAUUGGUACUAUCAAAGAAAGAAUUUCUUUUUUCUGGUGGAGCAGACAAAGGAAAGUCCUAGUUGGGAACCUUCAAAAACUGUGUGAGACACAAUGGUCUGAGAAGCAUAAGUCUAUAAGGAAAUUUAAUGAUAAGUUUUUAGGAAUUGUUGAAGCAUUAACAAUUUUACAUAAAGAAGGAGAUCAUGAAACUAGGCAGAAAGGCUGGCAACUUUACUGCACUCUUACUUCUCCAACAUUUAUUGUUACAUUAAAAGUCAUAGCAAAAUAUUCAGCCAAACUAGAACCUGUCACCAAUAUCCUACAAUCAGUAAACACUAACUUGUUAGAAGUUUCAGAACACAUUCAAGGAAUUGUAAAAAUGUUAUUCGAUGACAGAGAAAAUGUGGAAGACAAAUUUGAAAUGAUAAUGAAAAGUGAUGAAACCAAUUAUAGUGCAUUUGGAAUAGAUGUCACUGUCCAGUACUUGCAAGAACAGUUUUCACAAGAUAACAAGGCAUAUUGUGAGAUUUUCUGCUUGCACCCAAAGGUAAUGAAAUCCCAAAGUGACCUAGAUAUGAAAAGGAUAAAUGAAAAUAUCAUCAGAUUUUAUGGCAAUCUUUAA